AUGUAUUCAAUAUGUAUUCUUGUGUUAUUAUCAUGUUCAUUCAAUGACGUAUGGGCAGCAACACCCUAUCAAGCUUGUGAUUCAGCAUUUGGUACCAUUCAAACAUUUGAUGUCACAGGUUGCACAACAUCGCCUUGUAAAUUUACUAAAGGUAAUUCGUAUGCAAUGAAUUUAACAUUUCAAUCAAAAGCCCCGUCGAAUUCUGUUAAAGUUAGCAUACAUGGUGUUAUUGCUGGUAUUCCCAUUCCAUUUCCAUUACCUGAUCCAGAUGCUUGUAAGCUGGGUAUUGCAUGUCCAGUGAAUGAACAUGAUGUUUAUACAGCGUCACUUGCACUAGAGGUAUUAUCAUCGUAUCCAUCGUUGUCACUCUAUGUCAAAAUUGAAUUAGUAUCCGGAGAAAAAGAUCAAGAUUAUGCUUGUCUACGAUUUCCGGCUACAAUCACAAGUAGUACAAAUGAACUGAACAAUUUAGUUGGUUGGGAAAAAGGAAAAAUAUUUGAAAUAUUGUAUUAA
Rotaria socialis is the source of this 513-nucleotide messenger RNA. NCBI's taxonomy places the organism in Eukaryota, Metazoa, Rotifera, Eurotatoria, Philodinida, Philodinidae. The record is from the annotation of a GenBank genome assembly.